GCAAACCCAACCCAGACUCCAUCAAACUCGCAUACAACUCUUCCUUUUAAUCUCUUGCGAAACGACAUGACUCAAAGCCCACCGACACAAAACGACACAUGCCAAGCCAUAGACUCACUAACCCCUACGACAUUGUUUCCACUAAUAAUACAAUACCUUCGUCUUCCUCGGUACCUCCGUCUCCUUCUUCACAACUUUCACCACCAGAACUAAACUCUUCUUCUCCACCCAGCAACUCUGCUCUCGCCACACAACCAACCCAACAACCACCUGCUGCUGAAGAACUCCCUGAGCACCGUCCUCAUCGAAUGGUCACACGAUCCCAGAACAAUAUCGUAAAACCGAAGAAGAAUCCCGAUGGAAUCGUUCGGUAUCCUCUACCACAAACCUUUCUUGCUGCAGGUAAGGUUCCAGAGUCACCAACCUGCUAUUCCGAAGCUUCCAAACACAGUGAAUGGCGUGCUGCCAUGGAUGAAGAAUUCACUGCGCUCAUGAGUAAUGGAACGUGGUCCUUAGUUCCUGCCAAACCCGGACUCAAUGUCGUCGGUUCCAUGUGGAUUUUCAAAUCCAAGCGCAAGUCCGAUGGUUCUCUUGAACGAAGAAAAGCGAGACUCGUUGCCAAAGGAUAUCACCAACAAUAGGGAAUUGACUUCGAUGAUACUUUUAGCCCCGUGGUAAAGCCCACGACCAUUCGAAUCAUGCUCAGCUAUGCUGUCUCAAACCAGUGGGCGAUCCAUCAAAUUGAUAUAAAAAACGCUUUCCUUCACGGCAACUUAACUGAAGAAGUUUACAUGCAACAACCCCUUGGCUAUGUGCACCCCAGCUUCCCAAAUCACAUUUGCCGACUACACAAGGUCCUAUACGGACUGAAACAGGCUCCA
Juglans regia (Persian walnut) is the source of this 881-nucleotide messenger RNA. RefSeq lists its product as uncharacterized. The transcript has a single exon. The coding region runs from base 99 to 641 and encodes 180 amino acids. Lineage: Eukaryota; Viridiplantae; Streptophyta; Magnoliopsida; Fagales; Juglandaceae. The record is from RefSeq and is a predicted model, not a curated record.